AUGAAGGCCUUCGCGGCCGAAGUCUUGACUCCGUGCGAUCUCGAGCAGCAGCGGCGGGUGGCCUACGAGGAGGGGGCCAGCUUCGCGCGUGCGCACAACCUCCUGUUCGUGGAAACGUCGGCGAGCACGGGCCACAUGGUCGAUGGAGGCGUUCUCCAUGUGCGCAGAGAAGGUGUACGACAACAUAAGAAUAGGAGCCAAGGAGAGCACCUGGGCAUCCCGGCAGGCCUGUACGACCUCAGCGACGAGAGCAGCGGCGUGAAGGUCGGCGGGCCGCCACAGCAGCCCCGGCCGCCCUACGGCGGCGGCCCGCCGGGUGCGGGCCUGUGCUGCGGUUGA
Prorocentrum cordatum is the source of this 339-nucleotide messenger RNA. The record is from the annotation of a GenBank genome assembly. NCBI's taxonomy places the organism in Eukaryota, Dinophyceae, Prorocentrales, Prorocentraceae.